AUGACAUCGACUGACACAUAUCAGUUAAAAUGGCAUUCUCACAGCUCCCAUUUAAAUGGUUCCGUAGCAUCGUUGCUACGCUCGGAGCGAUUUACGGAUGUGGUCCUUUGCACCAUGGAUGGGUCUCAGAUACCAGCCCACAAAUUCAUCCUCAGUUCAUGCAGCGUCUACUUCAGCGGUCUUUUCGAAGGACAACGUUCUGUAACGCGUAUGGGGGGAAUACUGUACGUAGUACUGCCGUCGGAGAUAUCCACUAAAGCCUUGAAGAUUCUCGUAGAGUACAUGUACAAAGGUGAAACCACAGUCUCUAAUGAAGUGUUAGACAUAGUAUUAAAAGCAGGAGAAGUGCUCAAAAUUAGGGGAUUAUGGCGUCAGACAGAUGAGAUUGGGGGUGAUUCUACACCUGCUGAGAAGACCACUACAAUCCCAUCAUCUGCUAAGCAAACAGAGAAAACAAAAGAAGUUACCAAAAUAGCUUUAAAAAAAGAUGAAAAAAUUCUCAAAACAUUUAAUCCAAUUCAGGGCCAGGGUGGGAGACCAAUGUUUAUUGGCCCUCCAAAGUUGGUUUUCAUCAAAACAAGUGAUGGUACUACUCAAGCUGCUAUAAGACCUGCUGUACCAGGAACCAAAGGUCAGACUAUACUUGUGACCCCUGCUCCAGCUAACACGGAAACCACUACAUCCACUAUCACAAUGCCCACACCAACUAUCAGCUUGGCUUUAGAUGAUGCAGAAGAAGGAAUUCCAGCUAGGGUUGUAAAAAGAAAUGUUGUAGAAAAGAAAUAUGGGAAGAAACAAAAGGUGGAGACUUCGGAAGCAGUUAAAGAUGAUGAUGCCGGCUCCGUUAGUUCAAAGAAAUCAAGUCAAAGUAAUUCAGCUGUGGAAGUCCAUGUGAAAGAAGAGCCAGAAUGGGAUGCAAGCAGCAUUGAGGAAGAAGAGAGAUCCAUCGCAGAGAUGUUCCAAGCCGAGAUGAGUGUCAAGUCGGAGCCAUGUGAUGAUGUAGAAGUUGAAGAAGAGGGACUGCUCUACAGUCCAUUGUCAUGUGAGCUAUGCGCUGAAGUGUUCUCGGUGCCGGCUGCAUGGGUCAGGCAUGUGCAGCAUCAUGCGGACCAAGAUGAUCAUCAUGCUCGGAAGAGAAAACGGAGAUCAGAUAGCGACGACACAGAAGAAACGACAGCUUUACUCCGCUGUGACCUUUGUCAGAAACAUUUCCCGAACCCAGCGGAAUGGGUGAGACACGUACAAAGCUCGCACACGGAGACAGAAUUGGCCUUAUCAAACAACAGUGAACCACCAAAACGUCACAAUCGUUUCACAGACGGCGAGCAAAGCAAGAAAUGCGAACAAUGCAACAAGAACUUCCCGUCGCAUGCCUCCAUGCUCAUACACUUGCGCACGCACACGGGCGAACGCCCAUUCGUAUGCGGGCUCUGCAACAAAGGCUUCAACGUGAAGUCCAACCUGUUGCGCCACCUGCGUACGUUACACGACCAAGUGGUGAGCCCCACUGAGCUCGAUGAAGCUGGACCUUCGGAGCUGAAGAAGGAAACCUGA
Molecule: messenger RNA, 1554 nt
Organism: Pieris macdunnoughi
Lineage: Eukaryota; Metazoa; Arthropoda; Insecta; Lepidoptera; Pieridae
Source: the annotation of a GenBank genome assembly